UUUUUUCGACCUUCAUUUGUACGGAUUGCAUUCUACGUGUGGCGUUUGUUUCUCGCGCGCAGGUUUCUUUCAAUUCAUCGUCGUUGCUAUGUAUGAGAUGCUGAAUUGCUGGGUUUUUUUUCACUUGAAUGCGUUCACAUUAUUAAUCUUUUCGUGAAAUUUGUCGUUGCUUGAUACACACGAUUUUCCUUUUGUAACUUUCUAUUGGUCCAAUCAAAUUUGGAGGCAGAGCAGAACCUCUUGGGUUUGAUCACGCGUAGACACUUGUUUAAACGCAGGGCUGAAACGGUGGUCGUUUACUUGCUAACGCUGAGGGACCAGAGAGACAGUAUGGGAACUCUAUACGGCAUUUUAACGAAACUGAGGAUGAGUAACGCAUUCCAAUUACCUCGUAUCCACUGUUGUCGUCGCUUAACUUCUGUAACUGAUCUCUAUAACUCGUCACAGAUACUGCUCCAAUCCAACAAAAUGAUUUCCCUUUUGAUUCGAGAUGGUAGAUUCAGCGAAGCGAGGGCACUCUUCGAUUCCAUGAAGCACCGAAACACCGUAACUUGGAACUCCAUGAUUAGUGGCUACGUGAAACGCCGAGAGAUUGCUAAGGCACGCAAACUGUUUGACCAAAUGCCUCAAAAAGAUAUUGUGUCGUGGAACCUCAUUGUAUCGGGAUACUUCUCGUGCAGUGGAAGAAGGUUUGUCGAGGAAGGAAGAAAUCUGUUUGAUCAAAUGCCCCAAAGAGAUUGCGUCUCUUGGAACACGGUCAUCAGUGGGUACGCUAAGAAUGGUAAAAUGGACCAGGCUUUGAAGCUCUUCAACGACAUGCCGCAACCGAAUGUUGUGUCCUCCAAUGCUGUGAUCUCUGGGUUCUUGUUGAAUGGCGAUGUGGACUCCGCGGUUGGUUUUUUCAAGAUGAUGCCUGAGCGUGAUUCCGCCUCUCUCAGUGCUCUUAUAUCGGGGCUUGUUAGAAAUGGUGAGUUGGAUAUGGCUGCUAGUAUUCUGCUUGAAUGUGGGAAUGAGGAUGAUGAGAAAGAUGAUUUGGUGUAUGCUUAUAACACCUUGAUUGCGGGUUAUGGCCAGAGAGGAGAGGUGGAUGAAGCUCGGCGUAUUUUUGAUGGAAUACCGAAUGGUCAAGGUGAUGGUAAGGAGGGUCGAAGGAGAUUCAGACGAAAUGUGGUCUCAUGGAAUUCGAUGAUGAUGUGCUAUGUGAAAGCAGGAGACAUUCUUUCUGCAAGGGAACUCUUUGAUAGGAUGAUGGAGCGGGAUACUUGUUCCUGGAACACCAUGAUCAGUGGCUAUAUUCAAAUCUCUGACAUGGAAGAGGCUUCAAAGCUUUUCAGGAAAAUGCCAAGUCCUGAUGCACUUUCAUGGAAUUCUAUAAUAUCUGGGUUUGCACAGAUUGGUGAUUUGAAACUUGCAAAAGAUUUCUUUGAGAGAAUGCCCUACAAAAAUCUGAUCUCAUGGAACUCGAUAAUAGCUGGCUAUGAGAAAAAUGAAGACUAUAAGGGUGCUAUUAAGCUAUUUUCUCAGAUGCAACUUGAGGGAGAGAGGCCAGAUAGACACACUUUAUCUUCAGUUCUCAGUGUGUGUACUGGGUUGGUGGAUCUUUACCUUGGUAAGCAGAUACAUCAGCUUGUCACUAAGACUGUUCUUCCAGAUUCGCCAAUAAAUAAUUCCCUUAUUACCAUGUACUCGAGAUGUGGGGCAAUAGUUGAUGCAUGCACUGUAUUUAAUGAGAUAAAGCUUUAUAAGGAUGUGAUCACUUGGAAUGCAAUGAUUGGAGGCUAUGCAUCUCAUGGCUUAGCUGAAGAGGCCCUAGAGCUUUUCAAACUUAUGAAAAGGCUCAAAAUUCACCCUACAUAUAUAACCUUUAUUUCAGUUUUGAAUGCAUGUGCCCAUGUGGGAUUAGUUGAAGAAGGGAGAAGGCAAUUUGAAUCCAUGAUUAAUGACUAUAGUAUUGAGCCACGGGUUGAGCACUUUGCCUCCCUUGUGGACAUCUUGGGACGGCAGGGGCAGCUCCAGGAAGCUAUGGAUUUGAUAAAAACCAUGCCAUUUAAACCAGAUAAGGCUGUGUGGGGUGCAUUGCUAGGUGCUUGUAGAAUUCAUAAUGAAGUAGAAUUGGCCCAAGUAGCAGCUGAAGCUUUGAUCAGUCUUGAACCAGCAAGUUCAGCUCCUUAUGUGUUGUUAUAUAAUAUGUAUGCUAAUUUGGAACAAUGGGAUGAUGCUGAGAGAGUGAGAGUGUUGAUGGAAGAAAAGAAUGUCAAGAAGCAAGCAGGGUAUAGUUGGGUGGAUUCUUGAUUCUUCUGAUUGCCAACGAGAAUUUUGCUGUUGUAGAAUGAAUGACUUCAAUUGGCAAUAGAUAUCAGAUUUUGCCAUUGUUAGAGAUGCUCACAUUCAACUUAACCAUGCUAUUACUGACAAAUAGGAAAAAUGAUAUUGACUGGUUAAGGUAACAUUGUAAAUGUUGGUUUGACAUGGAAGAAAUCGUUUUUCUUCUGUUCUGGCAAACAUUUGGAGAUCAAUUUGCUGGUGUCAACACUACGUGAAUUCAACCUUGGAUGGCUGGAAGAUUGGUAUUUUUGCGGUUUGUCAAUUGCUCCUCAAGAUUGAUAAAUCUGUGUAAAGGUUUCCGUCUGUGAGCUGAUUCAUCUGAAUUGGUGCUGUUAUGUGCACUGACCUCUCUUGGAUAUUUCACUUUGACAACUUUCACAAGAAAGAGAUAUGCGAAGCUGUUACUAUCAUUGAAACUCGUCCUUUGGUUGUUGUUGGAGUGGUGGGAUAUGCGAAGACUCCUUGUGGCCUUUGUACUGUGCAUGCUGUUUGGGCUCAGCAUCUAAGAGAGGAAGUUAAAAGACGUUUCUACCAGAACUGGUGCAAAUAUAAGAAAAGGCUUUCCCCAGGUAUACGAAAAAAUAAAAAGAAAGAAACUGAGGAAGGAAAGAAAGACAUUGAAUCUCAACUUGGGAAGUUGAAGAAAUAUGCAACUUACAUUCGUGUUCUGGCUCAUACUCAUAUAAGGAAGUUGAAGGGUCUAAAGCCGAGGAAGGCACAUUUGAUGGAGAUUCAAGUCAAUGUUGGGACAGUAGCACAGAAAGUGAACUUUGCAUAUGGCUUCUUUGAGAAGCAUAUCCCAGUGGAUGCAGUUUUCCAAAAGGAUGAGAUGAUAGACAUCAUUGGUGUGACCAAGGGUAAGGGUUAUGAAGGUGUCGUAACUCGAUGGGGUGUCACUUGCCUUCAACGCAAGACCCACAAAGCUUUAAGGAAGGUUGCUUGUAUUGGUGCUUAUCAUGCCAGAGCUGGUCAGAAUGGAUAUCAUAAGUAGGAUUUAUUAUUAACAAAAACAUUUGACAGUACAACAAAGCUUAAGUUUACUCAAUAUUUCUUCCUGUAUUUAGUCAGAGGCAGCCUUUACUGAAAUUAUUUCUACCAAUAGACGAAUAUUUAGAAGCUGAGGUAACUUUGAAGUUGCUUUAACAACUAAUAUAUAACUGAAAAAGCCUUGUGU
This is a messenger RNA of Abrus precatorius (Indian licorice), 3499 nucleotides long. Its product is annotated as pentatricopeptide repeat-containing protein At1g62260, mitochondrial. The coding region runs from base 331 to 2292 and encodes 653 amino acids. Gene Ontology annotation, biological process: RNA modification. The transcript is spliced from 5 exons. Gene Ontology annotation, molecular function: RNA binding; protein binding. The record is from RefSeq and is a predicted model, not a curated record. NCBI's taxonomy places the organism in Eukaryota, Viridiplantae, Streptophyta, Magnoliopsida, Fabales, Fabaceae.